This is a messenger RNA of Engraulis encrasicolus (European anchovy), 2225 nucleotides long. Its product is annotated as N-acetyllactosaminide beta-1,3-N-acetylglucosaminyltransferase 2. NCBI's taxonomy places the organism in Eukaryota, Metazoa, Chordata, Actinopteri, Clupeiformes, Engraulidae. Bases 2 to 1645 code for a protein of 547 amino acids. Gene Ontology annotation, cellular component: Golgi membrane. The record is from RefSeq and is a predicted model, not a curated record. Gene Ontology annotation, molecular function: hexosyltransferase activity; UDP-glycosyltransferase activity. The transcript is spliced from 2 exons.
GAUGCGCAUCUGCAUUCCAAAGAAAAUCCGCGACUAUGGUUUUGAAAAGCUCAGUUCUGUCUGCCGAUGGAAGACGUCGGACUGGGACGAGGAUACGACGAGCAUGUCCUGGGUGCGCAGAAUAAUAUUCAAAGUAUGCCGUUUUCGCCGUUGCCUAUGCUGCGCCUGCGCACCCAUCCUCCUGAUGAUGUGUCUCGGCGUCUACGUAACAAUCGCCGUCUGCUUGUCCAUGGCCCCAUCAAGGGUCUCUGAACAGCUCAGGAGAACCAAGGAGAGCUAUGCUAUGACUCAGAACACUGUAGAUGGAAAGUUCACUGCUCCGGGACUGAGGAGUGGACCUGAGCAUGCGGCCCUCCCUAAGACCUUUUGGAGGAGCAAAUUGGAAGCCAACAACACCGGGCUGUGGAACCGGCUUCAGUAUAAGAUGGAUCUGCUUCACAGCUCUGUCUUGAACUCAGGAAAGAGUAAAUGGCAACGCUUUAGGCACCGCCGAAAGCUCAUCCCCAUGCUGACCAAAAUACCAGGAAGCAAAUGCGUUAUUAGCCAGGAGUCGCUUGAAAAGGCCCUGCCAGACUUCCAGACACUGCCCUUCCAUGUCAGAGAGUUCAUUCCCAGGAUGCUGUGCCAGGACUUCCCCCUCAUCUUAGACCAGCCUGGCUUAUGCCAGACAGGGCCUGGGAAGGCCAACAGCUCCAGUCCCUUCCUGCUGCUGGCCAUCAAGAGCCAGGACGAGAACUACGAGCAGCGCAGGGUGAUCAGGGACACCUGGGGCAAAACGGGGCAGAUGAGGGGCAUGAAGGGCAGAGGAGGGCUGGUGCGCAGGGUUUUCCUGCUGGCCAAGAGCGGCGUGCGGCCCAACCGCACCCAGGAGGAGCUGCUGCAAGUGGAGAACAAGCAGCACGGCGACCUGCUGCGCUGGGACUUCAAGGACACCUUCUUCAACCUGACCCUGAAGGACGUGCUGUUCUGGCGCUGGCUGGCCCACCGCUGCCCGCACGCCCAAUUUGUCUUCAAGGGCGACGACGACGUCUUCCUGCGGACUCCCGCGCUGCUGGACUACCUGCGGGAGGCAGUGGCGAAGGAGGAAGAGAAGGCCACCGCAGGACUGAAGCACGACCGGAGCCUAAAUGACUUCUUAGUGGGGGACGUGAUUGCCCUAGCUCAGCCUAUUCGCGAAAAAGACAACAAGUACUACAUUCCCGAGAGUCUGUACUCGGGCACUUACCCCACGUAUGCGGGUGGCGGUGGGGUGGUGUACUCAGGAGCACUGGCCAUGCGCCUGCAAGCGAUGUCGGAGAGGGUCCGUCCGUACCCCAUCGACGACGUGUACGUGGGCAUGUGCCUGGAGAGGCUAGGGGUGAUCCCAAAGCACGAGCCGGCCUUCCUCACGUUCGACUUCCCUGAGGGCGAGGAGGAGCACCACUGUGCCUAUCACAGCAUCCUGCUUGUCCACAAGCGUAGCCCCGAGGUGGUGAGGAGACUGUGGGCCCAGGUGCUCGACCCUCCCCCCGAAUGCCGAAACACCAGCCUACGACUGGAGCCCACGCCAAAGCCACCAGCUUCUGAAGAGAAAGCAGAGGAUGCUCCGAAAGUCAAAGUGGAAAUUGUUAAAAAGGAUGAAUUAGAUAUCAUGGACUUGAUGUGAGGGUCGAGGAGAAGCUUGGUGGUUGUCUUUGAGGCCAUCCAAGCCAUCAAAUGACAUUUGGACAGACUUGAAGAAGGGAUGUUGGCCUUGGAUUACUCUGAGGGCUCACCGACAUAGAAUAUGUUAAUACAGAACACUUUAUGUUUAAUACCAAAUAAGUGGUUUCGCCAAUCAGGGUUUCACUUUACAAUCUAGGACACUUAACUUUGAGGAAUACCCUAUGUGUGUAUGGAUACUGUGUACUGUCACAGUGCCUGACUUGGCUCUCUAGACUGUGCAUGAGUUAAGCCAAUAAUGGCUUGGAAUACAGUGGAAAAGUAGCUUGAGUUACUUUGCCCUCACUUACGUGUGUGUGUGUGUGUGUGUGUGUGUGUGUGUGUGUGUGUGUGUGUGUGUGUGUGUGUGUGUGUGUGUGUGUGUGUGUGUGUGAGUGUGUGAGAGAGAAAACUGUGAAGCUUUUUACGUUUUGUUUUGUAUUGUUUUGUCAUAAAAGAUGUGUUUAUAACCCAGUAUUUGUAAUGAAUAUUCAAAUGCAGAACUUCAAAUUAAAUUAUUGCUAUUCAUAUACCGGUACACACAA